AUAUAAUCAAUCUGUAGCAAUUGUAACAAAGACUGAAAUUUGGUAAACAAGAAAAAGAAAAGAGAAGAAAAGAGAAAGAAAAGAAGAGGGCCUUCAGCCCUCUGCCUCCCCUAUCUAUGCCUCCUUCCAGAUCUUGAUUUCAAUCCAUUAAUCCAACGGUCCUUGAUCAUUUGGAGGUGGUUUGGAUUUUGGGUGCUGUUGAUUUUCGAUCUGUUGAAGAUCAGAUGCUCUGCUGUUGAACCAAAUUUAAAUAAAUAUAUAUAUAUAAAAAAAUAAAUUGAAAUUAAAAAAAUAGCCAAUUUCUCAUCUGCAGGUUUCUGUGGUAUUUUAUUUCUCAAAGAGAAUGGAGAUGGAGCCUGGGAAGCUGUUCAUCGGAGGGAUUUCGUGGGACACGAGCGAAGAGAGGCUCAGAGAGUAUUUCGAAACGUUUGGUGAAGUAGUUGAAGCUGUGAUAAUGAAAGAUCGAACAACUGGCCGUGCUCGUGGCUUCGGCUUUGUUGUAUUUGCCAAUGCUUCGGUUGCUGAUCGAGUUGUCAGGGAAAGGCACACGAUUGAUGGCAGAACUGUGGAGGCAAAGAAAGCCGUACCAAGAGACGACCAUCAAAACAUAAGCAGAAACAGCGGCAGCAGCAUCCAGGGCUCUCCGGGCCCGGCCCGCACAAGAAAGAUCUUCGUCGGAGGCUUAGCAUCCACCGUCAAAGAAACCGAAUUCAAGAAUUACUUCGACCAAUUCGGAACAAUAACAGACGUAGUUGUCAUGUACGACCACAACACUCAAAGGCCCAGAGGCUUCGGUUUCAUCACCUACGAAACCGAAGAGUCUGUCGACAAAGUCCUCUUCAAAACCUUCCACGAACUCAACGGGAAAAUGGUCGAAGUCAAACGGGCCGUACCAAAGGAGCUUUCACCAGGCCCCACACGAAGCCCGUCUGUCGGCUCGGGAUAUAAUAACUACGGUGGUCUGAACAGAGUUAGCAGCUUCCUUAACGCUGCUGCAUACAGUCAAGGGUACAAUUCGAGCUCACCAGGUGGCUAUGGCAUGAGAAUGGAAGGUCGAUUCAGCCCUGUGACAGCACUCGGUCGAAACGGAUAUCCACCUUACAGUCCCUCCAAUUAUAAUAAUAGCAUGGGUCUGAAUUUGGACUCAGGUUUCGGUUUAAACAACUAUGGCCAGAGUGGUGGAGAUUCUGGUUUGGGGUAUGGGCGCGGAGUGAACUCUUAUUACAGCGGAAAUGCAAACCGUUUUGUGGGGCCCACGCUGAAUGCCAACAAUCGGAACUUGUGGGCUAAUGGGAAUCUCGAUAAUUACGGAUCAAACUCGAUGGUUUCGAAUGCUUUUGUGGGGUCCGGAAAUGGGAACAAUGGGGGGCUGAUUGGUAAUUUCGGAGGCAUAGGUGAAAUUUGGGGUUCGUCUUCUGUUACAGGCGGCGGUGGAAAUAGUUCGUUGGGCGGUGGAAAUAGUGGAUAUGGUAUUGGGGAAAGCCAUUUUGUUGGGAGGGCCGACUAUGGUAGGAACAACGAGGGGCCAAUAUCGUCAUUUUCUGUUGGGAACAAUAUUCGUGAUGUGGGUUUGGGAAACUUAUACGGGAACGAAUCUUUUUACGAGGGCCAUGCAUGGCGUUCGUCUUCCCCUGAUAUUGAUGGUGGUGCCGCCGCCGCCGCCGCUGCUUCUUUUAACUACGGGCGUGGUGGUGCAGCUGCAGAUGCCGUCACACCUAAUAAUAAUUCUGUUGGCUAUGUUGGUGGUUAUAGUGUUAAUGCUAGGUCUAAUAGAGGAAUUGCAGCCUAGGAGAAUAUUAUUACCUUAUGGACGGAUACUCGUUUAAAGAUUAUUAUAGUAGGCGAUAUAUACAAGUGAAAAAAAUUCCCAACAUGGUGGAAAUAUUUCGAGCCCGGAAGAAGGUUUAUUGGAGAUAAUACCGUUUCUAGAGAAGAUCGUUUACCGACCGCGAGAGGAGUUUGCCAAAAUAACAAAAAAAAGAAAGAAAGAUUUUGUGUAAGGUUUGAAACUUGAGGUUUCAAUAUAGGCUUUUGAUUUUUCAUGUAAUUUGUUUGAGAUGUAAUAGGCCUCUAUUCUUUUUGUCUAGACUUCCUAUUAUUUUUCUGCUGUUCAAAAAAAAAAAAAUAUCUCCACUCUUUUGUCAGACUGAACACUACCAUUUUUAUUCACUUGGCUAAGCCGUGACACUUUUAAUUUACUCAAUUAAGUCCCUUUUGUUUAUGUUUUUUUGUGUUUCCCCCCCUUUGUUGUUGUAACAUUUAAGUUUGGUGAACAAUACAUUUUUAUUAUGUUUUU
Messenger RNA from Erythranthe guttata (spotted monkey flower), 2296 nucleotides. RefSeq names its product heterogeneous nuclear ribonucleoprotein 1. Gene Ontology annotation, molecular function: mRNA binding. Gene Ontology annotation, biological process: regulation of translation. Lineage: Eukaryota; Viridiplantae; Streptophyta; Magnoliopsida; Lamiales; Phrymaceae. The record is from RefSeq and is a predicted model, not a curated record.